Molecule: messenger RNA, 1578 nt
Organism: Cylindrotheca closterium
Lineage: Eukaryota; Bacillariophyta; Bacillariophyceae; Bacillariales; Bacillariaceae
Source: the annotation of a GenBank genome assembly
AUGGUAUCAUCAUCAUCAUCCCUAGGCUCCUCGUCAUCAUCACCUAAUUUGACCCGCCUGAGACCUGUUUCCUUGACUCCUGCCGAGUCUUUUAUGGAGACGGCAUCCGCCGCUAGUCGAAUGAAGAAGAUGCAAAUAGCGUUAGUUAUUGCAUCAAUACUGGUUUUCAUACACAUGGAACGGACAAUUGAAAAUUUUACUGAAACAGGCAACGCAACAAUAUCAUCCAAACCACCACAUCACAGUCCCAGCAAAAUAUCAUCCAAACCACUAUCACCUGCCAUGACGACAGAAACGUCACCGCCAAGCUUUGCUCCCUUUGUGGAUGCGGAGGGCGACUCGUCACAGCCCACCGCAAUAAUAGGGGACAUGACGAGCAAGCCGUCUGGUACAUUCGUUAGCAAUCAUAAUAAUGACGAAAAAGAUGACGACGACGAUAAUACCAAUGGUGGUGGUGCCAAAGAUGGCGAUGAUGGUGAUGAGGAAACUGCUUCAGUUAACAAAACCUUACCGACCAGCUCGCCUUUAACUCCCAUUACGUUUGAAAACAAAACACUGACGAUACCAGACUACUCAAAAGGAUUGUCACACCAGCUUGUCAACUUUUCUCGGCAAAAUUGCGACUUGUCUUCGUUAAAGUCAUGGUACCCUGAAUCCGAUGAAGACUCUUGGGAGUUUAGGGCCCCCUACUUUGUCAUUGCAGGUGUAUGGAACUCGGGAUCGAAAACUCUUGCCCAAAAGCUAUACGGUCACCCACAAAUUGCAAGGAGAGCCACCAAAACCAAUGGCUUUUACAUGCCCGCCAACUUUCGCAAAUUCCGGUCGCCCAUUCCCAAAGUCUUUCAAGCGCGGCAUCGAAUGUAUGCACAAGCCUAUAACAAAGGUAUGUUGAAAGCAUCAUCCAAUCUAGUGGCCAUGGAUAUUGCCCCAGGGUACGUUUUCUAUGCCGAACAAGUUGGUCACACGCUACUUUGUGUGAGCCCUUGGACCAAGAUUGUGAUUUUGCUGAGAAAUCCUGUGGAACGGUUGUCGGAGCAAUAUGCUCGUGCCAAGCAGACAUUUGGACUUAAAAUUGGUUUGGAGCAGUGGAUUGCCAACGAAAUGGAAUUGAUCACCAGUGCUGGAUUGAUUGGAACUCCUCCCGAUUCCGACGAGGAGCAGCAGGCGUGGAAAACGUAUCAAAAAGUACCAAGCAUGGCCAAUCCAAUCGGGAGAUCGUUGUACAUCUUCCAGCUGAACGAGCUGCUUCAGGUGUACAAGACAGCGGGGAAGGUCCCUUCGAAAGAAAUCUACAUAGCGCCAUCCGAAGUUUUGGAAGAUAAAGACACCUUUCAAGAGGAAUACAACAAAUUGCUAUCAUUUCUCGAUUUGUCAACGAUACCAGUGGAUAGCUUUGCUCAAAAAGCUCUCCCUUCAGCAUCUUCGUCUCACAUGACGGAGGAAACGAGGAAAACUCUGGUCAAGUUUUUUAGGCCCUACAACAAACGGCUCUACAACCUUCUCGAGGAGGAAGGUUUCCCGACAUAUCCUUGGAAAAAGUUGUGGAAAAGCAAAACUACUGAUUCAAAGAAAGCAUAG